Molecule: messenger RNA, 3066 nt
Organism: Lottia gigantea (owl limpet)
Lineage: Eukaryota; Metazoa; Mollusca; Gastropoda; Lottiidae
Exons: 2
Coding region: 1-2481 (826 amino acids)
Biological process (GO): protein N-linked glycosylation; oligosaccharide metabolic process
Cellular component (GO): endoplasmic reticulum membrane
Molecular function (GO): Glc3Man9GlcNAc2 oligosaccharide glucosidase activity
Source: RefSeq, a predicted model, not a curated record
AUGACAGCUGACAAAUUUGCACGUAAAAGGAUCAUUGGAAAGCAUAAAGACCCAGAUAGUGUAGAUAGCCAUGAACCAAAGAGGCUGCUGCCAAAACACAAGAAAGAUUCCAGUGCCUAUAAGGGGAGAUUCAUAACUUUAUCAUGUGUGACAGUCUUAGCCAUUUUAUUAGUGGGGUAUUUUCUCUAUCAAGAAAGACUGAAAAAUGCUGUCAAUACACCACUUAAUUCUCCUAGAAUUAUUGAAGAUGAUACGUCAAGUUCUAAAGUUACUCCAGAAAGAUUCUGGGGCUCAUACAGACCUCACACAUAUUUUGGUCUGAAGACUCGAAGUAAGAAUUCUCCAGUUGUGGGGUUGAUGUGGCUGCAGCAGUUUACUGGUAGGAUGCCCCCACCAAUUAGACACUGGUGCAACCAGGAUGACAAGAUUCAAGGAUAUGGUUGGGUAGCCCAUGAUGGGGUUAAUUUUGGUGUUCAAGAAAUUAAUGAAGACAAUUUUAAGUUGAAUACAUCAUUUGUUAAAAGAAUGGGUGGAAAACAUGGUGGAGAUUGGACUGCAAAAGUUAUUGUUACACCAAAGGUAAAAUUAUCUAAAUUGGCAUCACCUACAUAUGUGUCAUUGAUGUUUUACAUGGCUUUAGAUGGACAGGGAAAGGUUGAUACAGAGAUGGUGAAAAACCGUGUGUCUGGCAUCAAUGGAUAUUCUGAAGAGCUUGGAAACUUUAAGAUUUCUUUUCCCAAAGUUUCAACCAAGGGAGCAAAAUAUAAUCACUUAGUUACCCACACAACAAAACUGGACAAAUUGAAAGAUGUCAUGAUGGAAACUAUAAAAAUAGAGGCAUGGGAUAAGGCUAGAACUAUGCCAUAUUUUAUUUUGGGAGGUCGAAGUGUGCCUAGAGAUAGUGGAGGUCCAAAUUACAUUGUCCAUCAAGUCACUGCUCAGUUGCCUUUAGAAAUGGAAGUGAUAUUUGAAUCUGGGUCAGUUGAAGACAGAAAGGAAACUCUGUCUGGAGAAAGUUAUGACGAAACUCUUAGCCAACAUCUGGUUGAAUUUGACAAUAAAUUUUCAGAUCUUUUCCAGCAUCGACAAAAUGGCUAUAACAACUCAAUGGUGGAUUUUGCUAAAUUUGCAAUGUCCAAUAUGAUUGGUGGAAUUGGUUAUUUUUAUGGCUCUUCAUUGGUCCAAUCAAAAUAUAACAAAGAACCUGUUGAAUAUUGGAAAGCUCCUUUAUACACUGCUGUCCCUUCUCGGCCAUUUUUCCCCAGAGGUUUUCUGUGGGAUGAAGGAUUUCAUAAUCUAUUAAUUCGAGAAUGGGAUGAGUCAAUUUCAAAAGAUAUUUUAUUCCAUUGGAUAGAUUUGUUGAAUUCUGAAGGUUGGAUACCUAGAGAACAGAUCCUAGGAGUUGAAGCCAGAGCCAGGGUUCCAAGCGAAUUUGUUGUACAACAAAAUGUUAAUGCCAAUCCACCUACUUUUUUCCUCCCUCUGCAGAAAAUUAUCACCAACAUGAUUAAAAGCAAUACUGACUCUGAUCGAAAGAUAUUGAAAGCAUUAUAUCCUCGAUUAAAGGCAUGGUUCCAUUGGUAUAACAGUACCCAAGUUGGUACACAAAGAUCAGUGUAUAGAUGGAGAGGAAGGGAUCCUAAUACUAACAAACAGUUGAAUCCUUUAACACUGACUUCUGGAUUAGAUGACUUUCCCAGAUCAUCCCAUCCUACAGAUGAUGAGAGACAUGUUGAUCUACGAUGCUGGAUGGCACUGGCUUCAGGUGUUAUGGCUGAUAUUGCACGUGCAUUGAAUGCAGAUUGGGAGGAAUACAGAGCCACAAAUCAAAUGCUGACAGAUAAUAAGCUAUUAGAUGAAUUACAUUGGUCUAAAGAAGGGCAGCAAUACAGUGAUUAUGGUUAUCACGCUGAUAAAGUGAAACUAGAACAACCUAAAAUUACUCUUCAACCAGGUCAACGACCACCUCAACAGCAACCAGACAAAAUACGAGUUGUCAUCACUGAUCCUAAAUAUCAAUUUGUGAAUUCUUUCGGAUACGUCAGUUUAUUUCCAUUCCUUUUAAAAAUAGUUAAUCCCACUUCACCAAAAUUAUUCACCAUUAUGAACAAUAUUAAAAACCCCAACAUGUUGUGGACAGACUACGGUUUGCGUUCAUUAUCACGUAAUGCAAGACUUUAUAAAAGAUUUAACACCCAGCAUGAUCCACCAUAUUGGAGAGGUGCUAUAUGGAUUAACAUGAAUUAUCUAGCUCUAAGUGCUUUAAACCAUUAUUCCUAUACUACAGGGCCUUAUCAAAACCUAGCUAAAUCAAUCUAUAUUGAUCUAAGAAAUAACCUAGUCAAUAAUCUGUACAGACAAUACAUUAAGUCAGGAUACAUUUGGGAAAAUUAUGACGAUAAAACAGGUGAAGGACGGGGCACUCAUCCUUUUACAGGCUGGUCAUCUCUAGUUGUUUUAAUCAUGGCAGAAAAAUAUUGAUGAAAGCUGGCUUUCUUUAGGUUUUUAUUAUGGAUGUCUUUGGAGAAAAAUGUAUUUGUGAAAAGUGUGACUGAUCAAGAGUAAAUCAGGGGUAAAGGUCCUUGUGUGAUUCGUUUUUUUUAUUCUGUAAGUGAUUUUAAAAUGAACGUCAUAUCGAAGGACAUUGAUUGUGCCAAUAAUUGGACCAAAUGUGUUGAAGUUCAGUAGGGUAUAGAUAGCUAAUGUUAAACUUGAAUUUUGGAUCAAGUCUGGAGAAAAGUAGGUUAUCUUUUCAAUAUCAGUGGAAGUAUUCAACUUUUUACCAUGUCAUUUAUUUCUAUUUGUUACAUUAAGAUUUGUUUUUAAUGCUUGUUCUUUGUAACUCGUAGUUUUCAGAUGAACAGUGUUAAUGGUAAAAGCAAUAAAUCUGCUAUUCUGGAUUCACCGAAGGACCUUUCUUGGCUUUCCAGUGAAUUUUAUUAAUAGCAAGGAAAACUAGUGGAAGUUACCUCAUUUUCAUACUCGUAACAUUGUCAUAAUAUUUGUGCAUUUUCUUAUUUGUUAUGUAAUAAAAUCAUGCAAAUAAAAAAAUACAUUCAUACAGUU